Schizosaccharomyces osmophilus is the source of this 489-nucleotide messenger RNA. RefSeq names its product Rab GTPase binding protein upregulated in meiosis II (gene mug109). Lineage: Eukaryota; Fungi; Ascomycota; Schizosaccharomycetes; Schizosaccharomycetales; Schizosaccharomycetaceae. The record is from RefSeq and is a predicted model, not a curated record. The coding region runs from base 1 to 489 and encodes 162 amino acids. The transcript has a single exon.
AUGGAUUUUCGCUACAGAGUACGUAAAGCUUUUAAUCAGUUGGGGCCUGACUCUAUAUCUACAAGCAAGCGAGUCAUCUCUACAGCUUCGAGUGAUGAAUAUUGGAGGAUGGGAAAGGUCUCUUUACCACGCUUAGACGCCAUAGCCACCCGGACGCAGUAUAAUUUCCAGAAAAAUGCCUUUUACUAUGCAACCUUCUUCUGUGCUUCCUGGCUGUUUACAUUCUUUUGGUACCCCUUUUCCUUACUAGCAUUGAUGGUUGGCGUUUUUCUUAGCUUUGUAGCAUAUGCCAUUGGUGACAUUAGUAUUGACGAGAAUAUUCAGGUGAAACAUAGGUAUACUGUCACAGCCAUCUCUUCUCUAACUUUGAUGGUUACCUUCUUCUUGGUGCCUUUUAGCCGCCUUUUAUUGUCUCUCUUUCUAAUUUCCGGUACUUUGCUUGCUCACGCUACGCUCACCCCACAUGAAAAUCCUGCAGGGUUGUUGUAA